GUUUUGAAAUGUGAAGUGGAACUGAUGGCCAAAAUGGCAAAAACCAUUGACAGCUUUACUCAGAAUCAGACAAGGCUUGUUGUGAUUAUUGAUGGACUGGAUGCUUGUGAACAGGACAAAGUUUUACAGAUGCUUGAUACUGUGCGAGUCUUGUUUUCAAAAGGCCCAUUCAUUGCGAUUUUUGCAAGUGACCCACACAUCAUUAUAAAGGCAAUUAACCAGAAUCUGAACAGUGUUCUACGGGAUUCAAACAUAAAUGGCCAUGAUUACAUGAGAAAUAUUGUCCAUUUGCCUGUUUUUCUGAACAGCCGAGGGCUUAGUAAUGCAAAAAAACUGAUGGUAGCUUCAACAACCAAUGGGGAUAUUCCUUAUGCAGAUAAUGCAGGAUUGCAUGAAGAGGUUGACAGGAGGGUUUCUCAGAACAGUCUUGGAGACAUGACCAAGCUUGGUAGCAAAACUGCGCUCAACAGGCGGGUGAGAAGGAUUUUUAGACUAAAUAGAGAUACUG
Molecule: messenger RNA, 508 nt
Organism: Passer montanus (Eurasian tree sparrow)
Lineage: Eukaryota; Metazoa; Chordata; Aves; Passeriformes; Passeridae
Product: kinase D-interacting substrate of 220 kDa-like
Exons: 3
Source: RefSeq, a predicted model, not a curated record